AUGGAGCAGAAUCUACCAAUCAUAGCCAAGAAAUUCUUGAAAAUAGUAAAAGUGUUAUAUUUCAUGUUGAGAAAAGGCAUUUCAAAAGGAAAAAUAUUAGCCGAUCUCAGCAUGUUGAUGAAGCGUGGCAAGAUCGCCGGCAAAGCCGCCAUCCACAGCCUCAUGUCCCACCACCACCACGGCGGCACUGCCUCCGCCUCCGACCACCACCUAGAAUACGAGUUCAGGUGCAGCAACACCCCCGCGCACCGUGGCUUCCACAUCCCCUUCCACCUCAGCAAGAGGAAGCACUCGCAGCCCACCCAGGAAGAGCUAAUGGCGGCGGCGGUGGAGAUAUUCCACAGCGCGGCGGCGUCACCGGAGCUUCCGGGCUUCGGCCCGAGCCCGAUGGUGAGGCAGCUGAGGAUAACGGACUCUCCAUUUCCGUUAAGAAACGGUGAAGAAGAUAGUUACGUAGAUGAAGCUGCUGAAGAAUUUAUUAUGAGAUUUUAUAAGGAUUUGAGGCAGCAAAAUUCUGUGCCUUAUUUGGGUUACUCUUGA
Messenger RNA from Salvia miltiorrhiza (redroot sage), 540 nucleotides. RefSeq lists its product as uncharacterized. The coding region runs from base 1 to 540 and encodes 179 amino acids. The transcript has a single exon. The record is from RefSeq and is a predicted model, not a curated record. Lineage: Eukaryota; Viridiplantae; Streptophyta; Magnoliopsida; Lamiales; Lamiaceae.